AUUCAAUUUACUGUCGUAGCCAGGAGUGCAGCCUACUAGUCUAAAUUUCCUUCUCACCAAUAUUCCACUCUAUACCAAAAUUCCCUCUCCUACUCCUACAUCUCGCACUAUAAUAAUAUUAUACAAUAAUUCACUCUAUAUAGGUUUAUACAAAGUCGUGAAAAAAGACGGUUGAGUAUAUUGUGAACUAUUCUUAUGUGUGAUUCUCCCUGAUAAAAUAUGAUUGUGUUCGGUACUAUAUCCAUUAUAUUGAACUGCUAUGGAUUGACCAAUGUCCGCGCCGAUACUGAUCUAAGAAGAUUGUACGAGCUGAACAGGGACUAUUUGCCAGUGCGUUUCAAUGAGCUCGGCAUCCAUGGCUAUAUGGACUUGUUUGCCGGAGAUCGGAGCAGGUCGCUGUAUGUGCCUUCCGAUGUUGACAGUGAGGCAUGCCUCAAGCACAGUCGUCGCUACGCCGAUGCCAUACAAAACUACCAAGUCUGGGCUCUCAAAAUGCUGGAUUCGUCCGGUAGAGUGCCUUCUGGCUUGCUGAAUGGUCACUACAUGGAUCUGGGGAAUUAUGAGGAGUGCCUGAGUGUUGCUGAGGAGGCCCCCUAUCACAUCAACUACUGCGUCGUAGUCAUGAGAAAUCUUACGAAAACAUUAAAAAAUUGGGACUCACCGGCCUUUCGGCCUGCCCUCACGAUGGGUGGAGCUCCCUUUCUGAGACCCGACCUGCGGCUAGGCAUAUGCCUCCCGGCCUCCUGCGACCUCAAAGACCUGACUCGACAUUACUCGAACGUCACAUCCAGAUACAACAUGACAGUUUUCUUAGACAACUACAGCUGCACCUCAAGCGAGGAGGGAAUCACCCUCGACAAGAUGGACUGGCUUGUAGUUGUACUAGUAACUAUCAUUGGGCUGAUGUGCUAUGCGGCUACACUCAACGACAUUCUGAGGAUGUAUUUCAACUUCAAAUCUAAUGGUACCUAUAUCGACAUCCUGCAGUGUUUUUCCUUUUAUGAAAAUGGAAAAUCGCUCCUUGAAACGACAAGCCCUGAAAAGCCGCUUUCAGUACUUCAUGGGAUAAGAGCGUUAUCAGCUUGCUGGAUUGUUAUGGCACAUAAUUUCUAUCUGAAGUAUUUAAUUCCAGGUGUAAAUAAUAUGAAGUUGACAACUUUUUCUCAGUCAGUUAUGAGUGAGCCGUUCCUACAGAGUGAGCUGGCAGUGGAUGCUUUUCUAUUGAUGAGUGGACUGCUUUUGGUUCGCUCCACUAUCAAAAUGCGCACAUCAACAAAACAAUUCAAAGUCGGACAGUUCUAUCUACACCAUGUCUUUAGAAUAGUGCCAGCCUACUUCAUUCAACUUCUAAUUGCUUUGACGAUGUUCAGAUAUCUGAAUAACGGCCCGCUAUGGAAGCAUUACCUCCAUAGUAUCAGGGAGGUCUGUCAGGAGAGCUGGUGGACCCAUGUCACAUUUCUGAACAAUUACAUCAUGCCAGAAAAACAGUGUGUUCCAUCCGAUUGGUACUUAGCUGUUCAUAUGCAACUGAUAUUUCUAUCACCAAUACUUUUAAUACCAAUUUACAAAGGGAAGAAGAUUGUUCCCCUAGUGAUUGUUCCUGUGCUAUUUGUGAUUGCCAAUAUUAUUUCGAUCUCGAUCACUUAUUUCAACGAUUAUCCGGGUACUUUUUAUGUUGACAGGUUGACUUCAAGAGAGGACAUAUUUGCAGCUGAAUAUGUACCAACCCAUGGUAGAAUAUCGCCAUGGUUACUGGGAAUUCUGAUAGGAUAUUUUCUUACCGAGGAAGCUGUCAAAAUUUCAAAGACUCAAGCAGCCUGUGGAUGGAUUCUAUCAGUGAUACCAUACGGAUUUAUAAUAGUCAUUUCGAGGUACAUCCAUAUGGAGGGGGUUGAACACAAUUUGAUCCUAGCCUCCAUCAAUAAUGGACUGAAUAACACUGCUUUCGCCAUUUUAAUGGCAUGGAUAAUUGUUGCUUGCGAGACUGGAUAUGGGGGACCAUUAAAGAGCCUGCUGUCCUGGAGGGCAUUCCAGCCAAUCAGUAAGCUCUCCUAUGCAAUAUUCUUGACAGGUCUUGCAGUACAGUAUGGCUUUAUGAGUGUUCGGCAGACGUCCAACUCAAUGCUUAUUAUACAAACUUAUAAAGACAUUGGAGGUGAAUUGUUCCUAAUAAUAGUGUUCUCUGUGAUUGGAUCUCUUCAUUUCGAGGCACCAUUCAUUAAGUUGAAUCAAAUCAUGAUGAAGCAAUCAAAAGCUGAGAAGAAAUCGGAAGUAGUGGACAACAAUGCGAAUGGUCAAAAAAUGAAUGUAAUCAGUAAUAUAAGCAUAGCAGGAUCACAUUUGACUAGUCUACCGUGUGACCAAUGUAAUCAAUUCAAACAGUAAAUCAUACUCAAAGUCCUCCGAUAAUACAUGUCAUACAUUUUUAUAACCAUAAUAUUAUGAAUGAGAAAAUGAAAUAUUUUAUAAAAUAAAUUUAAAAAAGUA
This is a messenger RNA of Nilaparvata lugens (brown planthopper), 2487 nucleotides long. RefSeq names its product nose resistant to fluoxetine protein 6-like. NCBI's taxonomy places the organism in Eukaryota, Metazoa, Arthropoda, Insecta, Hemiptera, Delphacidae. The record is from RefSeq and is a predicted model, not a curated record. Bases 220 to 2385 code for a protein of 721 amino acids. The transcript is spliced from 13 exons. Gene Ontology annotation, molecular function: acyltransferase activity, transferring groups other than amino-acyl groups.